Molecule: messenger RNA, 1290 nt
Organism: Auxenochlorella protothecoides
Lineage: Eukaryota; Viridiplantae; Chlorophyta; Trebouxiophyceae; Chlorellales; Chlorellaceae
Exons: 5
Coding region: 1-1290 (429 amino acids)
Source: RefSeq, a predicted model, not a curated record
AUGGGACCCGGUCCGGCACGGGGAGUCGGUGCCCGUACGCAGACCCCGCCGAGGGUCCUGCUGAUGCAGAGGAAGGACAAAGGCUCGCCGAUCGCAGGUCCUGGUGGCACGCGUCUGUCUGGAUCCGGCAAUGCCGCGGACUCCGUCCUCCAGGACUCCCUCGUGGACGACGAGUGGCAGCUGCACGACACGGGGCUCCGGCCGGAGCUGUCUGCUGAGGAACCCUUUGGCUUCGUACUGGGAUGCAUUGGUGGUGACAACCCCAUGAGAGCAAGGCUGCUCGAUGCCUUGAUGCUCCUGGGCAGCACCGACCUGCCGUGGGCGCAGCCCUUCCGAACGGUCGACGCCCCAUCGGACAAAGUCCUUGCACUGCAAAUGAGGAUCAGCGCGGGGGACCGCAUGGCAGCGCUGCUCCCCGCCCCCCUGCACAGCUCGCGCCUGCUGGCCGAGCUGGCGGCGCGCCCGGCACCCCCCCGCCUGGUCGCGGCCAUGACGUCCGCCGUCGCGGCCGCCGGCACGGCCGGCGCCGUGCCCUUUGAGGCUGUGCUGCAUCUGUUGGACCUGGUCCAGACCAUGUGGAUGCUGUGCGUCUGUCGACGGGUCCUGGUGGUGUGCGAGGGGGAGCGGGACGCGGCGCUCUGGGACCACCUGAUCACGGCGGAGAUGCUGACGCGGGCGCUGCCCAGCCCGUUUGGCGAGCGACACCUGGCGGACCUCCUGCUGGUGCACGUGGUGGCGUGGCCCGGCGCGGCCUGCACGGCGAGGGUGCGGCGCGCCGCGGAGCUGGCGUUUGUGGCGUCCCCUUGGGCCCCUGCGUGUGAGUGUGGAGGGGGCUGGGGAGCCGGGGGAGCGAACGCGCCGCGCGUCCGGGUGCACCGGCUCACCCGCGGAGAGAGGGGCGUCCUGCGCCCACGUCCCGUGCUCGCGCUCAUUCCGCACCGCUUGCCUCCUGGCAGGGGCACGUGGCGCGAGCGGCGCGGAAUCUCAGCGCCCGGCGCGAGUGGACGUUGCCUGCGUCCCCGAGGGGGCGCAGCGCCGCGACCUGGACUCGCUCCUGCUCCCGGCCCUGGGCGGCGCGGCGCACGCCCCUCCACCCUCGGACCCCGCCCCCUCGGAGGCUGCAUGGCUGCAGGGGGCGCAGGCUGCCUGGGAGGCGGCGGCGCGCUCCCCGGACCUGGCAGAGUACUAUGCCAGGCUGGAGAGGACGGCGUUGCGGGGGGCUGCUGGCUGGAAGCUGCAUUCACGCUGAUGCCGCGCGGGAGGCAAGCACUGUGGAGUCUCGGUGUCUGA